This is a messenger RNA of Diaporthe batatas, 816 nucleotides long. RefSeq lists its product as uncharacterized. The transcript is spliced from 3 exons. The record is from RefSeq and is a predicted model, not a curated record. Bases 1 to 816 code for a protein of 271 amino acids. NCBI's taxonomy places the organism in Eukaryota, Fungi, Ascomycota, Sordariomycetes, Diaporthales, Diaporthaceae.
AUGUGCGGGCUGAGCCUGAAGUUCUUCAACAAGUCUGAGACUCCUGCACAGGCACGGCGUCGAGCUGAGGCCUUCCGGGGGGCUCGAUCAAACCUGACUACGCAUGUCAGGACUGCAGAUGUCGAGAUUGGCAACGAGCCGGACUUUUAUGGAUAUGCCUACAACGUCCAGGGCCAUAUCCGCUUUGACGACCGCCAGACCAGCCCCAGGCUGUCACCAGGUCCCUUUAUCGUAUUUGUGGCACCAGGCUGGAGUGUUGAUGGCGCCGUUAUGACGGGUAUCCUGGACAAGGCCGUACUACUCUCGGCAACUGCCCAGUUUUGUACCCAUCUUGGUUCUAGCUCUUUUAGCCUGGCACUUCAGUUUGCGCCAGUUGUGCUACUGAAUAAGGAAUUCAUUCACAGCAACCUCACGACCGAAAGCAGCGAGACAAAGGCUGCCAAAGCAUACGGUGUGAAUCAUUCACGCACCGAGGCUAAGUCACUUGCCAAAUACGUCGCUGGCAUUCCCUCGAUCCAUCUGACCGCACUUGUUCUGUCUUUGGUCAGCCGGCGCAAAGCUAACUCAAAGUCACGGCACGCGUUGCUCAUCGUCAACGAGGCCAUGGGAUUGUCCGAAGGGGAUGUGAUCCUCGAAGAGGUCAGGGGCGGGAUGUUUAAAAUACAAGCCUCGAAAGCGGUUCUCUUGGAUCUGAGUGAUCUCGCCGACAGCAUGCGCCAGCGAGCGAGUGAUAUGACGACCAGAAAGGAGGGGGAGAUGGACUUGUUCGAGGGUGAUAGGACGUCUUCUUCUGAAGAGCAGGUGGUGCUCCGAUAG